GCGACUACUUUUUAAUGUAUUUCAAGAGUUCAAUGCUAUACUUUCAUGCUAAACACGGUUAUAUCGAGCCAAAAUAUUAUUUAUUUACAGUUACACAAUGUAUUCCAUUGCUCGUUGGUGUAUUCUGAGCACACAGAUUUAAAAAAAUAAUAAUAAAAAUGUGAUAGCCUUUAAACUUGCUGGCUGGACCGCCCGACUAUAUAGCUAAUGCUAAUGGUAAAAUCUGAACAGUUCAUAUUCACGCCGUAACUUUAGCUCACUGAAUUUAAUUGUAAAAUGGGGCCAUUCAAGGGCAGAUUCCGGCGGGACACGCCAGUCAAACAAAGGUUCACUAAACGAAAGAGAAAAAGACCGUUUUCUGUCCUUAAAACCUUAAAGGAGGAGUCUGAAGGUCAAAUCUCAACUGACACAACCACAACAGGGGAGACGGUCAUGCUGAUCAAUUCCAAGCCAAACCCAAGAGCUGGUCAGGACUCUACAAGCUCAACCUCGGAGGCAAUGGAGGUCACCAGCAGCUGCGACUCUGUGAUGACGGACAGUCUUCCGUCUCCUGAGAUCUUCCGAGGAGAUGAGGACACAUUGGACUCACACAUGGAGGACAGUCAGCCGCCUCUUAAUGUCCACAACUCCACUUUGCUGGACCUGAGCCUGGCUACAGACCUAGACAUGCACCCUUCCCCCAAUGUUUCCAACAUCACAGAUGCUUCAACUGUCUUAGCAGAGGACAUCAGAGGGGUCUGUACUAAUAAAGAACUCGGAAAGGACAUGGAAGUUCUUCAACCAGGUGAAGUGAGUGAAUUUGAAACUCCACCAAAAAUCACCAGAAAGGUUUUGACGUUCAAAAAGAUUUGCGCUGUUGCCAAACAGACGGCACAGACAGCAGACGCAAACUCAGCCCUGUCUGGGAUGGACGCCACAGGUGACACCGUGGAUUUCGGGGUUCCACCUAAAAGGCUGCGCCGCAGCCUCAGACGGGGACCUGUACUUUUUGACUUUCAGAGUGAGGCUGAGCUGGAAGAAUUCUUUCAGAGGUUAGAGAAAAGGUCUGCCAGUUUGAGGAGCUUAACUUUAUUUCCUCGCUUUGUCCCUGACUCCCCCCCUUGUUAACCGGUUUUAAAAGUGUUUGAGUGUGUGUUCACUUUGUUAGACAUAUUUACUUGACGUUCGACGUUAGAUUCAAUGUUAAUAAUUAAAGGUCUCGAAGCAAUUUAAAAUGACCACCAGAUGGCAGACUUGUUUAUCGGAACAGACUGACCCUCUAUGUUCCUUAAUAAAAAAAAUCGUAAAAAAAAUGUGGUUAAACGGAAUAAAAGCUGUUG
Molecule: messenger RNA, 1319 nt
Organism: Synchiropus splendidus (mandarinfish)
Lineage: Eukaryota; Metazoa; Chordata; Actinopteri; Syngnathiformes; Callionymidae
Exons: 8
Coding region: 277-1107 (276 amino acids)
Source: RefSeq, a predicted model, not a curated record